CAACCGUGGCGGGUUACAGAUGCCUCUUUUGACGCCUCUGGCUGGGUUGGCGGCCCCUCAGAUAAACUCGGGGCUGCCCUGAUCCAGGAAGGCGUUUACAUUCUUCAUCACAAAAACCAAAUGCUUUUGAUAGGAAGGUAAUUUGCCUCCCUGCCUGCCGGGAGCGACCUUAUGCCAAACCGGAAGUCACGUUGCCCCGAAGAGCCGAUAAGGAGCGGGACUCAGGAGGGGCCGCUCUAGCAGCUGCUCCGUGAUCGAGCGAGAGGAGGGGAGCGACGUCAGGGCGCAGGCUCAGCGGCGCAGGCUCGGGACGCGGCAACUGGGAGGAGGUGGGGGAAAAUGGCGGACGGCAAAGCAGAGGAUGUGAAGCCGAAGCGACCGCUUCCUGACGGAGGACCUGAAGAAGAGGCAGAAAAACCUGUGAAAACUAAGACUGUUUCUUCCAGUAAUGGAGGGGAAAGCUCGAGUCGCAGCGCAGAGAAGCGGGCAGCUGAUGAAGAAGCUGAAGACUUCACCGCAAAGCCUGCUCCUGCCAAAAUGUCUAAGAUUGGGUUUGCCAUAGGCACACAGAUUGCAAAGAAACCACCUGCAAUAUCCAUCAAACUCGGAGCAAAUAAACCUAAAGAGCCUACUCCAACACUUGCUCCAAAAACUCUUUCUGUAGCAGCAGUCUUCAACGAAGAUGACGAUAGUGAACCUGAAGAGAUGCCCCCAGAAGCAAAAAUGCGCAUGAAGAACAUUGGGAGGGAUACCCCGACUUCAGCAGGACCAAAUUCUUUCAACAAAGGAAAGCAUGGUUUUUCUGACAACCAGAAGCUAUGGGAACGGAACAUGAAAUCUCACCUUGGAAAUGUCCGUGAAGAAGAAGAUGAUGACUAGUAUCAUGAAAUAUGGGUGUUGCGGGGAGGGGGAAAAAGGGAGGGUAUGACAUUAAAGGAACAGUUUCCUUUUUUAGAGUGGUAUAAGGAUAUUUUGGGUGCCACUUUUAAAGUUUAUAGUGGUGCACAAAAACAGUUUAAAAGUAGAGGUAAUUUAUGUUUUGUAUACAGAUUUCAAAGCAUUUGCUAAUUUUGUAGCUUCAUGCAAUUAAUUUCACAAGGAUAUGGAAAAUAAAGAAAUUGGAAGUGG
Molecule: messenger RNA, 1128 nt
Organism: Hemicordylus capensis (graceful crag lizard)
Lineage: Eukaryota; Metazoa; Chordata; Lepidosauria; Squamata; Cordylidae
Gene: PCNP
Product: PEST proteolytic signal containing nuclear protein
Exons: 5
Coding region: 340-879 (179 amino acids)
Biological process (GO): proteasome-mediated ubiquitin-dependent protein catabolic process; protein ubiquitination
Cellular component (GO): nucleus
Source: RefSeq, a predicted model, not a curated record